AUGUUUUGUACUUCUUGUGGCGUGGUUUGUAUCGAAGAAGCAAACUUUUGCCAUGAAUGUGGUUCUAGAAUAAACGUUGUUGUUGAUAACUUUGAAUAUAAUAGAGAUAACAUUGACAAUAUAAUAGAGGAAUAUUUUUAUCAUGGUUAUCGAUAUCACGAUAUUGUAGGCUUGCUUGCAAAACACCAUGGAGUUCAGAUUCACGUAAGAACACUGAAACGAAAACUAAAAGAGCUUGGCUUAAAGCAACGAGAAACUGAUUUUGACGAACAAGCUGUUCGCAUGUGCAUAGAAAAGGAAAUGCAAGACGCUGGUUCGCUUGCGGGUUAUCGUUAUAUCUGGCAUGCCUUGCGUUUAAGGCAUCACUUAAUCGUACCACGCGGAGUAGUAUCUGCUAUUAUGAGAGAGAUUGAUCCAGAUGGAGUCAGGGAGAGGAAGGCGAGACGCCUGCGGAGAAGAACGUAUGUUUCAUUUGGACCAAAUUUUGCCUGGCACAUAGAUGGUAUGUACAUACUUAGACAAAUAUAUUAACGCAGUCAAUACCAGUGAACUAUACAGUAUAUGUUAUAUUGAUAUUUCAGUGGUCAAUACACCGUUCCGAUAAUUAUGUCAUAAAUACUUUUUGAAUUUUGGCCUGAAAGCCUCUGCCUUCAAGAAUGUUGAUCCAAUCUCGGCCUGAAUCCCCCACGUAUUUAUUAAGGGAAGCCUCGUAUAUCGAUUUUGUCCAUGAGAAACGUCAUAUGUUCGUUUCUCUGGAGACCCCCCCCCCCCCACCCACCUUAGAAACGUCACAUAUAAUUAUCGAUAUUUUGUUCUUAUAGUAUACACAUAUAAGGUAAUUUUCUACGGUCGGCUGCUGAUAUAUCUUUUUUAAUAUUAUAUAUCAACUUCAAAAUUUCCAACGUUUCUCAAAACAACUUUUUUUGCAUAAAAUAUUGAUAAUUUUUAAAUAGCGCGUUUUUCUUGAAAUUUGAGUGUUUUCAAUGAAGGCGUAAUAAUAUAAGUGUAUAGGUAUAGAACAAGUAUACGAAUGUAUAGACUGGUGUUUGUAUCAAAUUGUUUUCUUUUUUAUAUUCUGCAAAGAUGAUUCCGAAAUGUUAAGGAUUUCGAAAAAACUAUCGAAUUUUUCCAUGUUUGCAGAGAAACGUCACAGCUGCAAACCCCACCCCCAAACGAACAUAUGACGUUUCUCGUGGAAAAAAUCGAUAUGUGAGGCUUCCCUAAUGAAAGCGAUGUUUCCAGGUCAAAAAGUAUUUAAUUACGACGUAACUAUCGUAAGGGUGUGCGAUUUUUCCUCCCAAACUUUGGAAUGCUUGAAUAAAUGAGAAGUUUUUGUGAGUCUCUGAUUAAAAACAUUUGUUAAUUGCUUUCAGGUUACGAUAAACUCAAACCAUAUGGGUUUCCAAUACAUGGAUGUAUAUGUGGAUAUAGCAGGCGGAUAAUCUGGUUGGAGGUUGUCAAAUCAAAUAAUAAUCCUAAGAUUCCUGCCAGGUUGUUCCUUGAUGCCGUUGGAAAUUUAAAAGGAUGUCCUCGAGUUGUAAGGUCGGACUGCGGAACAAAAAAUGUUCUAAUUGCUGGGAUGCAGUCCUAUUUCAGAGCUCAUGGUAAUGAUGAAUAUGCAGGUGUGAAAGCUCAUCAGUACGGGUCAUCGCCAUCAAACCAGCGUAUUGAGGGUUGGUGGUCUUUUUUUAGAAGAAGCAAUUCAACCUGGUGGAUCAAUAUUUUUAAAGAUAUGAGUGAUUCUGGAAUUCUCGAACUUGGUAACGAGUUUCAUAUGCAUUGUCUGUGGUUUUGCUAUUCCAAAGUAAUACAAAACGAACUUGACAAAGUAAAGGAGCAAUGGAACAGCCAUUAUAUUAGAAAAUCUCGCCAUGAUACAAUUCCUGGAGUGCCAGAUAUUUUGUAUUAUCUACCAGAAAACUCAGGUGCUAUCGAUUGUCUUGUUUGUGUUCCUCAAGAUAAAAUCGACGAAGUUGAACCACAAUGCUAUUUGGAUGUAGAAGAGGACCCAUACACAGAUUAUUUUGAACAUAUUAUGGAAACAGAAAUGUGGAACUAUCCAGCAAACGCAGAAGAAGCUUUUAAUCUUUUCCAAAACUUUAACAAUUUACAAGAACAAGUAUAA
Molecule: messenger RNA, 2125 nt
Organism: Paramuricea clavata
Lineage: Eukaryota; Metazoa; Cnidaria; Anthozoa; Malacalcyonacea; Plexauridae
Source: the annotation of a GenBank genome assembly